Molecule: messenger RNA, 1617 nt
Organism: Australozyma saopauloensis
Lineage: Eukaryota; Fungi; Ascomycota; Pichiomycetes; Serinales; Metschnikowiaceae
Gene: UTP18
Product: Utp18p
Exons: 1
Coding region: 1-1617 (538 amino acids)
Biological process (GO): rRNA processing
Cellular component (GO): Pwp2p-containing subcomplex of 90S preribosome; small-subunit processome
Molecular function (GO): protein binding
Source: RefSeq, a predicted model, not a curated record
AUGGACGUUGACGAGAAGACAAUACCACCCAAAGACGAGGAGGAGCUUCUCUUGGAGAAGCUUGUUUUUGGUGACGAAGCUGGUUUCGAGGCCAACUUGCGUAAGAUCGAAAACCUCUACAACUAUUCAGAUGAGGAGCCUGAAGCCUACGACGACAUCUCCGAAGACGACAGCGAAGCAGAGCUAGAUGCUGCCAAUGACGAGGACCUUUUCUUCAUUGACGAAUCUGGUGACGCUAACACAGAAACGCCAGCAUCGGGAGAUGCUAUGGAUGUAGAUGGUGAAAGUACAGAUGGAGUCUUCCAUGGAGAAGAUGCUGCAUGGAACGACUCUGAUGAUGAGAAUGCCGCUGUAACACUAGAUCUGGUGCGUACUAAAGGUUUGCGUGUUGCACCUUCAGAGACGGCAUUGGCAGGCGAGUCAUACAUUGCCCGUUUACGAAGUCAAUACGAAAAGAUUUACCCACGUCCGGAAUGGACUGAAACAUGGGACAAUGCAGAUGAGACUGAGGAGGCUGACAAUUUUGACGAUGAGGCUGAGGAGGACUCUUCUGUUGGAACAAACACAUCUGCAUUGACUGCUCUCCUUAAUAGAACGACUACAUUCUCAAAGAAGACAACCAAACUUCUUCCGCCAAACACUCUCAAUAUUCUGCGACUCAAGGAUGCCAAUAUUGCACGUCGUGCUCGUAGUGGAAUCCAAAGCAUGGCAUUCCAUCCUUCGCACCCUCUUUUGCUCACAGGUGGGUUUGACCGCACUCUUCGUAUAUACCACAUUGAUGGUAAAGCCAAUCGUUUCGUGUCGCUGGUUCAUUUCAGAGACAUGCCCAUUACGACAUGUCUGUUCGUAAGCGGACAAGACUCCAAUUUGGUGUACGCCGCUGGUCGUAGACGGUACAUGCAUAGAUGGGACAUCGCCACAGGUGAGGUUGAAAAGAUCCUGAGAAUGUACGGUCAAGACAAACUCCAAAAAUCAUUCGAAUACUUCAAAAUCUCUCCCAAAGGAACUACUAUCGCAUUGCGUGGUGAGUCUGGUUGGGUGAACACAGUAAGUGGCACAACUGGUCAGUUUGUCAAGGGCUACAAGGUCGAUGGUCAUGUCGCAGACUUUGCUUACACUCAUGAUGAAUCCACUCUCAUUGUGGCCAAUAAUUCUGGUACUAUUUGGGAGUUUGACUGUACCUCAGCAUCUACUAGCGCCAUCCGCAAAUGGACAGACGUUGGUGCCGUUGCAGUUUCCAAAAUUGCUUUGGGCGGAGCUGGUGAUCGUUGGUUGGCUGUUGGUACUAAGUCUGGUAUUGUUAAUUUGUUCGACAGGCUCAGUUGUUACACCAUUGGCGAUCAACCAAAACCUUUCAAGGAGGUGGGCAACCUUGUUACCGAAGUGACUGGCUUGACCUUUGCACCCGAUGGACAAAUUCUUUGCAUUUCGUCGCUGCAGAAAAAGGAUGCUCUUAAACUUGUACACUUGCCACUGGGUACCGUUUUUGCCAACUGGCCAACAAGCGGCACUCCAUUGGGCAGAGUGACUAUAGCAGAAUUCAGUCCCGACAACCAGAUGUUGGCAAUCGGAAGCGAUAACGGAAAGAUUACAUUGUGGAGAUUGAAUCACUACUAG